Anopheles coluzzii is the source of this 7783-nucleotide messenger RNA. It is a transcript of the gene br, whose product is annotated as broad-complex core protein. Gene Ontology annotation, molecular function: protein binding. The record is from RefSeq and is a predicted model, not a curated record. Gene Ontology annotation, biological process: regulation of transcription by RNA polymerase II. Gene Ontology annotation, cellular component: nucleus. Lineage: Eukaryota; Metazoa; Arthropoda; Insecta; Diptera; Culicidae. The transcript has 10 exons. Bases 3848 to 5914 code for a protein of 688 amino acids.
ACUUUAGGCGAUCGCGCGCGCGUGUGUGUGUGUGUGACAAUUUUUGGGGCCGGCUCUUUGUGCGUUUUGCAUCUUCUCUUCCGUUCUUGCAAGCCGUCCGGUGGUGGUUGUGUUGCACUUUUUCGGCAUUCGCUUCUAUCCUUCUUUCGCCGUGGGGCUCCCCGCUCCUCUCCCCACACGGGCCCUCGAUCCUUUCUCUCGUCCCUUCCGGCAGCAGCAGCAGCACCGCGGCGAGUUGUGUGCGCCCCGGGUGAGUGCAUGCGAGCGAGUGGCGGUGCAUCUCCCCCACUAUGCCUGUUGAUUGUGUGUGUGGUUGUGUGUGUGUGUUUCCUUCAUCAUAUCACCGCACCGCGCUUGUCAUCGUUUGACAGCAGUGUAUUGUGUGGCGGGCCCCCUUGUUCUCGAGCCUCUGCGGACCGAUCGGGAGCGCGCGCGCGCGCGGAGGGCCGUUGCACAAGGCUCCGCGGGAUCCCCUGGUGCUGACCUACCCCUCUCCUUCCCUUCCCCUCCUUGCCCACUGUUUCCUAUCGCCCAAAAAUUAAAAAUCGUCGUGCCGUCUCGCUUCCCCAGCCGCUCGGUGUGUCUGUAUGCGUACUUGUGUGUACCCUUUUCGUCGUCAUUUUGGGCUGGCAGUGCAGUGCAACAAGCAGCAGCAGCAGCAGCAGCAGCAACCCAUCUUCAUACAUACAUAAAAACCCCCUUUUGGCUGCCACACACAAACACACGCACCACCACCACCACCAUGACCACCGAAAACGACGGCACCAAGGGAACGCAUACAGAAACGCAUCACAUCGCUCGCUCGCACACAUCGGCCGGGUCGCCGCGAUUACCUUGAUUUUAUUAUGUGUGUUUGCAGCUACUCUUCUUGUUUCUGCUUCUCCCCUUCAGCUUCCGCUGCGCCUGCCCUCUUCCCUUCCUUCUCCCGCAGGCGCACUUCUUUUUUGUAUGUAUUUUUCGGCGCAGUUCGAUUGGUGUGUGCUGCUGCUGCUGCUGGUUUGUCCACUCGGUUCGGGCGUGCGCUCAGUCCCGGCGCGUGUGUAGUGGUGUGUUGCAAUUUUUGUUGCUGGCCCCCUUGCUUCUUCCCCGGGGCAGGCGGCGGUAGGUUCAGUGAGACGGAGCGGGGAGGGGGGAAGGCCUUCGGGUUUUUCGGGACCGCGCCGUUGCAACAGCGGAGGACCCCACAAUAUUCGGCAGCUUCCUGCGUCCGGUGCAACACGCCACUGCAACAGUACGGCGACAGGCUAGCGAACUGGCGGGCUGACUAACUGUGGGCGCUUUGUUUUUUUUUCUUCUCCUAGCUAAAGUAAGUGCGUUUGCGUGCGUGCGUGCGUGCACUGGGGUGAUUUCAUUGAGGGAUUGUGGGGUUUUUUAUUUUCGUGCGAAUUUUUGUGUACGUAGAGAGGAAUAGCUCUUUGUGUGGUGUGCAGUUUUCUUAGAUUUUUGUGGACAUUUUUGUGGCGAUGCUGGAGAGUUCUUUGUGGCAUUUCGUUUCCCGUGAUCGUUUCUUCGUUCAAAGUGCUUGUGAAUACUGACCAAACUGCGGCCACCGAAUUUGAAUUGUGCUACUCGUUAACAUUGUGCCGAGUGUGAGUGCGCGCGAUUGUGAUGUUGAAUUCCAAUAAGAUACGAUUUGAUUUCCUAGAAUUCAAAUGAAAACCGCGUCCACACAACGUGCAGCGGCAGUGUGUUGGUGCCGACAUUAGGACACUGAUGCGGCUUGUGACAGGGGAAACAAGGAUAGGAACUGUUUUUCAACGGAAAUCAAAUGAAAGCCACCGAGAGACAAUCAAAGUAGCCUGAACUCUAAUUCCUAGUGCUGUGUAGCUCUGUCGGCAGACAAUCGACAGAUUUGAUAAUCCCACCAGCUGCUCAGCGUCACAGUAGGCUUUGGGAAGCGGUGCCGAAGAGAUCGUGCAUUUCGUCUUCUCGUCGGUGUCUGAAGGGUUUUGUGUUCUGUUUUUUUUUUGCGGAUUCUAAAUAAAGUUCUCUGUAUGUUGCAAUCAACCAUCAUGAGUGGACAGUUUGUGUUGAGUAAGAGCACAGUUUUCGUGAUAAAAGUGAACAGUGUCUGGGUGUCAUUAGAACUUGCUUACGUGAAUGAACGAUCGGUGUUUGCAAUUCCUGUGUAGGUUCACGCUCUGCUGUAAUAGAAGUCCUGUCAGCACUAAGACUUGAAAGAACUUUGUGUGUGUGUGUGCAUGUGUGUGUGUGUUUGGGUGUUAAAGUGUAAUGUUCAAAUCAAAAACAUAACUACUGUUACUUAGUACUGUUACAAUGAAAUAUCCUUCAUAAUCUGCAACAUUUCUUCUUCUCUUUUCCUCUCUCUCUCUCCCUCUUCCCCCGCUAUCUUCCAGUGAUGAAAUCCAGUGCAAUACCCCAUCCGUAGAGACCCAACCACGUAGGCGGCGAUAUUCUUCAUCCUUUUGUGUUAGUGUGUGUGCGCCGCGCGUGUGUGUGUGUGUCACUGUGUUACGCUUGCAAGAGCUUCUAUUGUUUUGUUUGAGGCGGAAGGAAAAAGUGUGACUGUCCCCGGUUAGUGUGUGUGUGUGGCCCUUCUCGCCCUUUGUAGCCACCCAUCAAUGUGUCAUACCACUGGUGGGGGACCGUACCAUGUGUUUGGCGGGCGACCCAUCCUCUGCUGCCACCAUCAUCCUCUACAGCCGCGCGUAAAAUAAACCCCCAGCGUGUGUGUGUGUGUGAGAGAGAGAGUGUGGUGUCCUUACGACGAGAACAGAGGUCGCGCGGGCACACGUGCGUGCUUUCGAUAGGAAGCAAAACCCCCCCCCCCCGGGCAAGAAAACGCUUUUUCCCGAGCGCGCGCGCAACGCCGAAACAAACUGUUGCGCCAGCGGUGGUGUGUGUUUUUGUUUCCUUUCUCCGUUUUUUUUUGCGGGGAGAAAAGUGUAUGCUCCGCGUGUCUCACGGUGAUCGUGUUGUUUCACAGGACAAGAGCCAACCGGGGUCGGAAGAAAACUUUGUGUGCGUGUGACUGUUUUUUUUUUGUUUGCUGCUUCUCUGUGAGUUGUUGGUGAAGUAGCUUGAAGAGAAGAGCUUGGAGCUGGUACAACAUUACAAGCCUAGUAGUUGCAGUAGUUGUGUGCACCUGUGUGCGGCCUUUCGUGUGCAUCGCUGUGAAAACAAGAGCCCCGUGACAGGCGUGACAGCUGUUUGUGGUUGUGUGUAUGUGUAUGUGUGACUGUGUGGCCAGAAGAAACGAAGCACAAGCCUACUGAGCCCCCCCGGGCAGGUUCGCCCCAUCGUUCUCUAAUGCUGCUUGAAAACGUUCCCAAUACUGUUCGUCCCCCACCCCCCCUGGUUCUUAGUUUAAUUACUGUGUGUGAAAAUACUAUUCUAAAAAGUGUGCGUGUGUGACUAGGCAAGACUUGUACUACUUCCGGCCACCGUACCGCAGUAGACGCCAGUAGGUGUCCAGUUUUCUGAGAAGCGGAAUUUCCGGCAAAGCGGCACACCCCCCCGGCAACAGCGCAGGAUUGGACAGCAGUUGGCGCACGGACGGGACGGCUUUUUUUCGGUGUUGGAAGAAACACGACGCUCCCAUCUCUCCACCGGAGGCACAGCAAACUCUUGAUGUCUUAAUACUUGAUGUUUCUUGCAUAUUAUUAACGCUUUGAUCACUCAUAUCAACUAGACAACAUUGGCAAAUAGCACAUUAGCAAAUAAGGUAAAACGAGAGAUAGAGAGAGAAUAAAAAGGUAAACGUACAAAAGCACAAUCAAAAACCAAUACAAUAACAUAGCGCGCUUAGCACAGUGCGAAGCGAAGGAGGGGAACGACGACAAACACACAGCAGUGAGCCCCAGCCCCAGCCAAUACACAAAUCAACAUGGUGGACACGCAGCACUUCUGUCUGCGAUGGAACAACUACCAGAGCAGUAUCACGUCGGCCUUCGAAAACCUGCGCGAUGACGAGGACUUUGUGGACGUGACGCUGGCAUGCGACGGUCGCAGCCUCAAGGCGCACCGCGUCGUCCUAUCCGCUUGCAGCACAUACUUCCGCGAGCUACUGAAGAGCACACCAUGCAAACAUCCCGUGAUAGUGCUGCAGGACGUGGCGUUCACGGACCUGCACGCGCUGGUCGAGUUCAUCUACCACGGCGAGGUGAACGUGCAUCAGCGGUCACUGAGCUCCUUCCUGAAGACGGCCGAAAUUUUAAGAGUGUCCGGCCUGACCCAGCAGCAGGCGGAAGAAACGCACGGCAUGCAUGCUUCGCUCGGGGCCAAUCUGCCGUCGGGCGUCGUCCAUCAUCCGAUCUACCCGGAGAAGAUGCUGGACGAUUCGCUGUACGUAUCGCAAGGCGCCUCUCCUCCGCCCCACCUGUCCAGCCUGCACAACAGCUCCUCGCCGAACAGUGGGGGAGUGGGCGGCGGCAACAGUAAUGGCGGCGGGGCACCGAUGGUCAACCAGCUGCUGAAGCGGGCGGCGGCCGCGGCAGCACUCCGGCGGGAACGGAACAACUCCGUCCAUUCGGACGAGAUGGCGCUCAAGCGGCACCGGAUGUCGGUGGACAGCAAUGGGCCAACGAAUCCGCGCGACCACCUGGACGUGAUCUGCAGCACGCCCCAGACGACGGCGACCGACUUUUCGUCGAGCGCGGCCAAACAGCACCUCAGUUUGCCAUCGCCCCAGGGAAAGGAUCAAAUGCGGCAACAGGACAGCUUAUCCGGUCAUGCCAACAGUGGCAGCAACAGUUUCUCCAUCAACAGCGCGAGUAACUUAAUAAAAAGUAGUAUUAAUAACAAUAACAACAACAUCAACAACAACAACAACUUGAACAACAACCUGUUGCACAGCAAGGAAAACAGUGGCGUCGGCGGCGGCGGUGCGGGCGGUCUGUGCGGUUCCGGCGGCAGCAUGCCCACCUCGCUCGGCACCUCGAACGGCAGCAACGCGGGCAGCCUCUGCUCGGCGGAAAAGGAAAGCCUAGCGUCCUCGCCGUCGGAACGGUCGGCCGAGGACGUGAAGUCGGAACCGCUCGAGCUGCUGUGCGGUACGGGCGGCGAUCACGAAAACAGCUCGGACUCGGUAACGGACGAUCAUGGCGACCUGGUGAAGGGUGGACUGGACGUGAAGGGCUCUUUGCGAUCGCCAAACGACCAUGAGCUUGAGAGCAGUAUGCACCACCACAGCGGCGCACAGUUUCUCAUGAACGCUAGCGAAAAUAAACUCUUUCCCACGCCGCCCUCGUUUAACUUUUCCAUGGCAGCACUAGCGGCAGACCCGUCCGCACUGGCAGGAUUCAGCACACAGGCCCUACAAGCAGUGGAGUUGGCCGGCUCGCCACAGGGCAUGAGCAUUGCGGCUAGUAUGGCGGCAUCCCAGCGCUCAGCAUCCCCACCGGACGGUGGUGGCGGCGGCGGCGGUGGCGGCUCGUCCGUCCACGGAGGGCACGGUAUGAACCGGCUGUCGCUUCCGCUGCCGCUGGCCGCGUGCCACCGGUGCGACGUGUGCGGCAAGCUGCUGAGCACGAAGCUGACCCUCAAGCGGCACAAGGAGCAGCAGCACCUGCAGCCGCUAAACAAUGCGGUGUGCAACCUGUGCCACAAGGUGUUCCGCACGCUGAACAGCCUGAACAAUCACAAGAGCAUUUACCACCGCCGGCAGAAGAUCCUGCACCACCAUCAUCACGCCCACCACCAUCCCCUGCACGGGCAGCAUCCGUUCGCGGUCGGGGGCGGCCCCGGUGCCGGCGGCCCUGGCGGUGGCGGCGGGGGCGGCGCGGUCAGCCCGCUGCACCACGGAGCGGCACAUGCGGCGGUGACGGCGGCGGCCGUUGCGGCGGCCGCUGCCGCCGCCGGUGGCCAUCACGAGCUGCUGAACAACAAUGCUGCCGGCGCCACCGACUGUGAUAUCAAGCAUAAUAGUGUCGCGGCCAAGCUCGAAUACAUGUAAAUAAUACUAGAGAGGAGAAGACGGCGAGGGCAACACAAAUGGGAGAAAUAACGCGCUGUGCACGACGCAACUAAGUAGUAGUAGCGAAGUCCGCGUGGUGUGGUCGUCGUCGCUAGACGGAAGAGGAGUAAUAGCUGGAGGAGAAAAACAAAAUGCAACAAAACAUGGUAGUGCGUGCAGCGCAUCAUCUUAAAAUCAUCUCAGAACAAUGAUCAAUUGUAACAUAUAUGUAAUGUAUGUAAGAGUGUGUGUGUGUGUGGGUAUGUGGGUGUAUGUAUAUAUGUAAGCGGGCGGCAACAGCUCGAACGUCCUUCUCCGGAAUAAGGCAACAGAUGAACAAAUCGCUCCCACUCUUUCUCUCGCUCUCGCUAUCCCUCUCAUCACCUCUGUUCUGUUCCCAAAUUAUGUCUCGAUCGCUCGGUGUUAGUCUCUUUCUUGUGAAGAUCUAGACCAAUGCACAAGCAUAGAUAGAGUUGGAUAAUUGACCCCGAAAAUAAAAAGGAAAUGCUACUUUUCUCCAACCCAGUGAGAAUCUUCGAUAGAUUCUUCUGUGUUUCCAUUUUUUGUUUGUUUACCAAAACUGAAAACGAAUUUAGAAUAAGAGUUUAUGCGAUCCGAGCAUUAGUAGUGGGAUGAUCUGAAAUUGGGUUUGGUUUAUUUAGUUUAGAAAUUGGGUUUAUGCAAUGCAAUCGAAAGGCGAAGAAGAGGGAGCAGAAGAGGUAGAGCAGGACGACGUGUUUAUGGAAUGAAUGGAAUGUGUUUAUUUUUUAUUUUUGCCAAUUAUGUGUUAAUUUUUAAUAGUUGAUUUAUAUUCUACCCUUCCCCACAACUUCCGUUUUCCCAUACCUUGUUUUGUUGAGCCUUUUACUAUUAUGAAUACACAUUUAUUACGCGCAUAUUGAACUAUUUAGUAGGAUUUUAGUAGGAGUAAGGAGAAUGAUAACAUUUUUCUAAACAAUAUGUUUUGGUUGCCCCAUCGAUGUAUCGAGGACAGCGCAUGGGGGGAAAACUAUCCCAGCAAAGAUAUAUUUGAAGAAAAGAAAACAAAAAACCCGAAUGUGUGCGUGUGUGCCCAUUGUUAUAUGUGGUCAAAACUACUAAACCAUUUCCUUCUUUUUCGAUCGGCGUUCUCUGGUCAUUGUUGUUAAGUAUCAAAUUGUAUCAUCUCGUUCGUUUAUUUAUCAGUUUAGUUUUGUUUCAAGGGCGCACUCCUGUUGAAACGUAUUUCUAAUUUAGCGAAAUUCUGAUUUUAAUCGUCUCGUGUUGUUGUCUAAAAGUGAAAACGAAAACGGAAACCAAAGGUAUAAGUUUGUUUGGUUCGGUACGAAACACCCCCUCGAUUGCUGGACUGUGCGUGAAAUUAUUGUAAAGACUGAUUUUUCAUACCAUUUUGGGUUGUUUAAACUAUUGUGUUUUUUUGUUGCGUGGUUGCGUUGCGGUGUGGUGUGGAGUCUUAGAUUUAGAACAACGUCGUUUAGCAUUUAAACAUUAUUUAAUUUUUCUUACUUAAAGAAAAUUGAUAUAAAUUAGCAAAAUUAAUCGCAACGGAAAGGAAGGAUUGGGAAACAAAAACCCAAAUACACACCCUCACAAAAAGUUUGCGUUGAAAAAAAAAAGAAAAAAUUCUUUUGAUAGCAUUUUCCACCAAUACGUUUAGUAUGCUGUACGUAACUGAGGGUGUGUGUAAGCCAAAAAAAGAAAAGAAACAGUGUUAAAGCGCCACCACAUUGAAAUGGAAGGAAAUAUCAUUCGAUGCAAUUAACAACGGUACACACACAUACAUAUACGAAACCAAGAAUCUUUGUUGUGCAUAAAUAAUUAGGGCAUGAAAAAAGGGGCAAGAGCAAGAAAAGGUUUAGUUCUAUACAA